UAAAAAUUAAAUUAAUGUCUCUCUCUUCACAUUGUUGGGAAUGGGAAAAUGUGGUGCUAAAGUCAAAUUCAACAGCUCUCUGUCUCUCACUACCUUUCGCCAGAUACGCUCCACUAUUCAGUGUUUGACAGUACCACUUUCCACAAGCUCAAUCAUCAAAAGCAAUGGCAGACAAGCACACUGACAAUGAUACUAAGGAGCUUCAACCACUCCUUGUGUUUGGUCCUCCAUUAUUGUUCCCAAAUUUUGAGGCUCAAAAUCUUCACAACUACCAUUUUCUCAAAGCUUUCUCCUCAAAACUUCCUCUCCACCAAUUCCUCGCCAAGCAUAAUGUUGAGCCUUCAUCCAUUCAAGCCAUACUCUGCAACCCUUUCCAGAAGGUCUCUGCAGAGGUCAUCCGGCUCCUCCCAUCACUCAGCAUCAUUGUGACCACCAGUGCUGGAACUGACCACAUAGACUUGGCUGAGUGCAGCCACCGUGGUAUUCAGGUUGUCUCUGCUGCAGUAGAUCACGCUGAGGAUGUUGCUGACAUGACUGUGGGGUUGUUGAUUGAUAUCAUGUGGAAAAUUUCUGCCGCUGAUCGAUUUGUUAGGAAAUGGGGUCAUUCUAUGCCCUUGAAUCUUUCUUUUGGAUCCAAGCUAGAAGGCAAGCGAGUAGGGAUUGUUGGAUUGGGAAAAAUUGGUGGAGAAGUUGCUAAAAGGCUUGAGGUCUUUGGUUGCACAAUUAUGUACAAUUCAAGGAACCAGAAGCCCUUUGUGUCCUACCCUUUUUAUUCUAAUGUUGUUGAGCUUGCUGCUAAUAGUGACAUCUUUGUGGUUUCUUGCUCAUUAAAUGAGAAAACAAGGCACAUAGUGAACAGGGAAGUGAUGUUGGCGUUGGGGAAAGAUGGGAUUAUUGUAAACAUUGGACGUGGAGCUCUAAUUGAUGAGAAGGAAUUGGUGCGGUGUUUGAUGGAAGGGGAGAUAGGUGGUGCUGGCUUGGAUGUGUUUGAGAACGAACCUAAUGUUCCCAAAGAGCUCCUUCAAUUGGAUAAUGUUGUCCUCUCCCCACAUGCUGCUUCAAUGACUUCAAAUGCUUUAGAUAUUAUGCGUGAACGUGUGUCAGAGUGUCUAGAAGCAUUCUUUUCUAGUAAACUAGUGAGAACUCCAGUCUUGGAUGACUAAAUUCACGCCAAGGGACAUGUUUAUCAUCCUCUUUUCUUUCUCUCUCUCUGUUUGUUUGAGUGGUGUGAUGGACAUCCUCUUUUCUUUGUUUGAAUGUUUGACUGCUGGAAACUUUUGUAUUUCUAUAAGUUAAAUAUUCUUUUAUGCUA
Cajanus cajan (pigeon pea) is the source of this 1312-nucleotide messenger RNA. RefSeq names its product glyoxylate/hydroxypyruvate reductase HPR3. Gene Ontology annotation, molecular function: NAD binding; glyoxylate reductase (NADPH) activity; hydroxypyruvate reductase [NAD(P)H] activity. The record is from RefSeq and is a predicted model, not a curated record. Gene Ontology annotation, cellular component: cytosol. Lineage: Eukaryota; Viridiplantae; Streptophyta; Magnoliopsida; Fabales; Fabaceae.